UAACAAAUACUAUUAGUUGGACUAAUAUAAGGAAUUAUUGCAUUUAUCUUUAACUAUAUAAAAUAUAAGUCUACAUAGUUCUAAUUAAUAAAACACUUGAUUAUCUUAUUUGUACAUCAGUGCAAAGGCAUUCAGACGCACUGAAUGUGAACAAGGUCUUACUCAUAAAGGAGCGCAUAAUAUAUAUAUAAGACGAAAUAGUGGGGAAAACCACACGUUUGUUCCGAAUGUGGAAAACGUUUUAUGCUAGCAUAUCAGCUACGUUCCCACAGUAAAAUGCAUGUACGUCCUUUCGCUUGUGCUCAGUGUGAAGAGACAUUCACAACUAAUAAGAAGCUUGAACAACAUGUCAGAAUUCAUUUGUCUGAAAGCAAGUGGGAAAAUGAGGCUCGAGAACAAAGAUUCAAAUGCACAGAAUGCAAAGCGGUUUAUGCAACAGAAGAAGAACUUAAAACACAUUAUGAUACAGAAGUCCAUAUACAUAAAUACACCAAAAACAGCUCCAAAAAUGUGAAAGAAAAACAAAGAAACUGUACGCUUUGUAACAAAGAAUUUAAUUCAGUGAAAGCUUUAAAUUCUCACCUACUUAAGAUACAUAGAGAGCAUCCACAGAAUUUCCUCAGUGCUAAAUGUACCCAAAAUUUAAAACCAAAUAAUGUCGCCACGUCAUCAGAAAAAAAUUACAGAAGUGAUAAUUCCAACGAAAACCCUACUGAAAAUAUUACUCCAACUGAUAACAAUGUCUUGUUACCACUAAAAUAUGAAGAACUUGCGUCAAUGGUAAAUGGAGUUAUUAAACAAGAAUGUAUAGUAGAUGAAAGAACUGAAACAACCACAGAAAAAUUAUUAUUCAAUAACGAAAAGAAAAGUGAAAGGAUACAGCCAACACAUAUGAGUAAUAAUGAACAAAUAUCCAUCAAUAAUGAAGUUAUUAUGCAACAAUUUAUAAAACAAGAAGUACCCGAUGCAUCUGCAGAAAAUUUACUAUUAGAAAGCGAAAUGUACAAUAAUAUGACAAUAGAAAAUGAAACUAUAAAAACUGAAACAGGAUCUGCUGUUACUGAAACUCCAAACGGUACAAUUAUAAACGAUCGAAUACCUCUCGAAUAUGGCGGAGUUUCACAAAAAGUAAUAGAAGAUGAAGAAACUGAAACAGUUACUGAGCAAUUAAUUAUGGAAAACGAAUCAACUGUGUUCAAUGUUCAUAAAAGUAAAAACACAAAUGAGCCAUAUAUCAAUUGCGACUCUUUUAAAAAGAAAUUGCUGAAAUUGGGUGUACAGAAUGACCUUAAUCGUUCUUACAACAGUGAAAACCCAUACUCCUGUGCUAAAUGCAAUAAAAGUUUCUCUCUCAAAAGGUCACUGAAUUAUCAUAUAAGUGUAACAAAAUUUUUGCUUCUAAGAAAGGACUCAAUAUUCAUAUGAGACAACAUACUGGCGAAAGACCUUACAAAUGCACUGAGUGUAAUAAAGGUUUUACUGUUAAGAGCUCACUUAUUCUUCAUAUGAACCAGCAUACUGGUGAAAAACCAUGCAUAUGUACUGAA
Molecule: messenger RNA, 1547 nt
Organism: Teleopsis dalmanni
Lineage: Eukaryota; Metazoa; Arthropoda; Insecta; Diptera; Diopsidae
Product: protein suppressor of hairy wing-like
Exons: 8
Coding region: 244-1425 (393 amino acids)
Cellular component (GO): nucleus
Source: RefSeq, a predicted model, not a curated record